CGCGGCGCUGUCGGCAAGGUGACAGCCCAGCGCCCGGACGGCAAGUCGGGCAGCCGCCAUGAGCGCUGCGCUCUUCAGCCUGGACGGCCCGGUGCGCGGUGCGCUCUGGCCUCCGGAGCCCGCAGCCUUCUACGAGCCGGGCCGCGCGGGGAAGCCGGGCCGGGCCGCCGAACCAGGGACCCUGGCGGAGCUGGGCGCCGCCGCGCCUGCCAUGUACGACGACGAGAGCGCCAUCGACUUCAGCGCCUACAUCGAUUCCAUGGCCGCGGUGCCCACUCUGGAGCUGUGCCACGACGAGCUCUUCGCUGACCUCUUCAACAGCAACCACAAGGCUGGCGCGGCGGGGAGCACGGCGACCCUGGAGCUGCUGCCCGGUGGCCCCUCGCGCGCCCCCGGCCCGGCCCCGCGGCUACUUAAGCGCGAGCCCGACUGGGGCGACGGCGACGCGCCCGGAUCGCUGCUGCCCGCGCAGGUGGCAGCGUGCGCGCAAACCGUGGUGAGCUUGGCGACCGCUGCGCAGCCCACACCGCCCGCGUCCCCCGAGCCGCCGCGCGGCAGCCCGGGCCCACGACCCCCACCUGCCGCCCCCCGGGACCGCGGUACUGGCAAGCGGGGUCCGGAGCGCGGCAGCCCCGAGUACCGGCAGCGGCGCGAGCGCAACAACAUUGCAGUGCGGAAGAGCCGCGACAAGGCCAAGCGGCGCAACCAGGAGAUGCAGCAGAAGCUGGUGGAGCUGUCGGCCGAAAACGAGAAACUGCAGCGGCGCGUGGAGCAGCUCACGCGGGACCUGGCCGGCCUGCGGCAGUUUUUCAAGCAGCUGCCCGGCGCGCCCUUCCUCCCGGGACCCGGGGCCGCCGACGGCCGGUGACGCGCGGCCAGUGACUGAGCAACGACCUGACCUCAGAUCCGCCGCCCGCCUGCCCGUCCGGGGCGCCGCGGGGUCCGCUUCUGUGGGUGCGGUACGACCCGAAGCCGCGGCGGACUUCCCACCACGGAGUGCGAGAGAAGCUAGAACUGGUUAUUUCCCCUUAAAUUAUUUUUAUAAUGGUAGCUUUUUCUACACCUUACUCCUUUGAUGCAGCUAAGGUACAUCUGUAAAAAUGACUUCUCAAGACCCUUUGUAUUGUAGAUAAGAGGAAAAGACUGAGCAUGCUCACCGUUUUUAUAUUAAUUUUUACAGUAUUUGUAAGAAUAAAGAAGCAUUUAAAAUCC
Choloepus didactylus (southern two-toed sloth) is the source of this 1212-nucleotide messenger RNA. It is a transcript of the gene CEBPD, whose product is annotated as CCAAT enhancer binding protein delta. The record is from RefSeq and is a predicted model, not a curated record. Gene Ontology annotation, biological process: DNA-templated transcription; regulation of cell differentiation; regulation of transcription by RNA polymerase II. Gene Ontology annotation, molecular function: RNA polymerase II cis-regulatory region sequence-specific DNA binding; DNA-binding transcription factor activity, RNA polymerase II-specific. The coding region runs from base 59 to 868 and encodes 269 amino acids. NCBI's taxonomy places the organism in Eukaryota, Metazoa, Chordata, Mammalia, Pilosa, Megalonychidae. The transcript has a single exon.